UGACAUUUAAAUGGUAGAAAAAAAGCAAUAAAGAAUGUGAUUCAGGGUCAAUAGGUGGUAUAAAAGCUUGAAUGUCGAUCGUAUAAUUAUUAGUCUCUGAAGGAGAGAAGAAAGAAGUAGAAGAAGAGAGGAAGGAAAACAAAAAUGACACCUCUGAUCGUUCUGAUAGUUAUCACUGGGGUAGCCUAUGCUGCACCAAGUGGAAUCGUAGGAGCUAGUUCAGCCGUAAUUGGUCCUCAUAAAGGAUCAGUAGCUGUUGCUGGCCCGGUCAGUGGACCCGUUGCCGUAAGUGGUGCAGUUGCUGGAUCUGCUGUAAUAUCUGGAUCGGUUGCGGGACCGUCUGCGGUAAUUGGCUCCGUUGCUGGUCCAACUCUUGUCUCGGAACCAUCACUAGGUUUGAGUGCUCUAGUCGUAGAUAACGGAUUAGAGCAUGGUUCGGUAAUCGCAGCACCUCACGCAGCGACAGCAUCUCUCAUCAGUGUUCCGCCUGCGGGAACUACUGUAGUCGCUGGUCCGGACGGUGGAAUUGUUUCUACAAAUGGUGUUGCCCAUGGUGCUGUAAUCUCUGCUGUCAAUAGUCUUCACGGAUGGUAGAAGAUUAUUCUAUAAUUGCAAAUCUCACUCGAUAUUAUACCACGGUUUUGUACGCUUUUUUACAACGUUUAAAUAAACAAUAAUUACGUAGUUUAAAA
Vespula pensylvanica (western yellowjacket) is the source of this 692-nucleotide messenger RNA. Its product is annotated as mucin-19-like. The coding region runs from base 145 to 594 and encodes 149 amino acids. The transcript is spliced from 3 exons. NCBI's taxonomy places the organism in Eukaryota, Metazoa, Arthropoda, Insecta, Hymenoptera, Vespidae. The record is from RefSeq and is a predicted model, not a curated record.